Vitis vinifera (wine grape) is the source of this 1016-nucleotide messenger RNA. RefSeq lists its product as uncharacterized. Bases 84 to 617 code for a protein of 177 amino acids. The record is from RefSeq and is a predicted model, not a curated record. Lineage: Eukaryota; Viridiplantae; Streptophyta; Magnoliopsida; Vitales; Vitaceae. The transcript has 3 exons.
UUAGUAGACAAGAGUGGGGGAGUGACCGAGUUACUGGUUUGGCGCGUCAUCCGAGUCGACGAGUCACGAAUCGAAGAGAAGCUAUGUUGGCGAGGCUGAGAGGGGUUCGUAGCAUUCACACCACCCCUCGCCUGACUAAAUUCUCUCUUCACCCUCCUAAAACUGUGGAGGUGAAAUUUGACAAUGGCAGUGCAUUUAAUUUGUCGGCUGAAUUUCUUAGAAUACACAGCCCAGCUGCUGAUAGCAAAGUUAGGUCCAUUGGCGGUGAGAAGGUGAUCUUUGGGCGGCGUCAUGUUGGAAUCAUGUCUGCAGAACCCGUAGGGAACUACGGGGUAAGGUACUCUAGUCUCAGAAGUAACUUUUGGAUGUUGCAUGUUCUGUUGGGUCAUUUAAGUUUUUUACUCAAACCAAAAAACAAAUAUUUUCUUAUUGAAACUGUAUUAUUGUUUCAUUUUGGUGGUUGGACCAGGAUUCUUUUUGAUGACUUGCAUAAAACUGGGAUAUACACAUGGGAUUAUUUCUACCAUCUUGGUAGCAACAAGUUUACACUCAUGAGAAAUUAUAUCAAAACCCUAAAGAAGCAUGGGCUCAAUCGGGAUCCACCCAGAAGAAAAUGAUGGUGAAUUUUGUUGGAGUUCAACCCAGGCAGUUGUUUCAAUGAUGCCUAGCCCAUGUGAUGUAGACAAAGUAACCCACCUUGGGUUGAAAGCAUAGUGGAAUUUCAUUCUUUCCUUGAAUAUCAUGUUUGAGCCGAUAAUGUUACCAUGCAGUGUUUUGGGCAGAUGUUGUGAUGGAGCAUCACCAUGGUUUUAAUUAUCUGAAUUUAACUUCAUUGAACCCAUGUGAGUGUAAGCAAUUCAAUUCUGUACCUGCCAUCUAUGUCACUGUGCCCUUGCUUCUUCAAGAUUGGCUGAUUUUUGGUUUACCAAUGUAUUCUUCCUUCUUUCUUAUUUCUUUUUAUUGCCAUGUAUAAGAGACAAUCAAGGACAUGAAAUAACAAUUGAAUCUUGUUUGGA